Styela clava is the source of this 1435-nucleotide messenger RNA. Its product is annotated as histone H3.3A. Gene Ontology annotation, molecular function: structural constituent of chromatin; protein heterodimerization activity; DNA binding. Lineage: Eukaryota; Metazoa; Chordata; Ascidiacea; Stolidobranchia; Styelidae. The record is from RefSeq and is a predicted model, not a curated record. Gene Ontology annotation, cellular component: nucleosome.
UGUUGUAAUAUUCCAAUUGAUUUAUUUUUAACAGAAAUCCUAUUGUGUAUCUAUAAACUUAGCUAUCCCGAUUGUAAACUUCUACUAAAAAAUGGCUCGUACAAAGCAAACUGCAAGAAAGUCAACUGGUGGAAAGGCGCCAAGAAAGCAAUUGGCUACCAAAGCUGCGAGGAAGAGUGCCCCAUCAACUGGAGGAGUAAAAAAGCCUCAUAGAUACAGGCCUGGAACAGUCGCUCUCAGGGAGAUUCGAAGGUAUCAGAAGUCAACGGAGUUGCUCAUCCGCAAACUGCCAUUCCAACGUUUGGUACGUGAAAUUGCACAAGACUUCAAAACAGACUUGAGGUUUCAAAGUGCAGCCAUUGGAGCGCUCCAGGAAGCAAGCGAAGCGUACUUAGUCGGCCUUUUUGAAGACACAAACCUCUGCGCAAUUCAUGCCAAGCGUGUGACAAUUAUGCCCAAAGACAUUCAAUUGGCCCGUAGAAUACGUGGAGAGAGAGCAUAACCCUUUUAUAUAAUUGAAAGCCGCAACAUCGAAGCAGACUGAUGGCACAACACUUCUGUGUUUUAUGCCACUGGCAGAUAUAGAGCCAGCUUUGUGAUUUAACUGCUUUUCAGGGUCGCUUUAUUAGUCUUUUCUGCUUUGAGCAGAUUGGAAAAUUCUCAGUCGUUUAUUUCCUUAGUGCAGUAGCCAAUAAUAAUAAUAAACCAUAAGACAUUUAUUCUCUUGCUGAUAUCGGUCCCUGCAUAUUUAUUAUUGUAGAUUCUGACACAUUUUUUUACAUGUGUCUUGCUCGUGUUUAUCUAUUGCUUUCUUUCUUUGAAGAAAAUUUGUCUUGCAUAUUGUAAACAUGAAAUUUUCCAAACUAAUUCUUUCUCAUUAUAAUAGCCAGUACUGGAUUAAAAUAUUUUUUUGUAAAAGCCGAAUGUGUUUCUGAAUCUAUGAGUUUUUAUAUAGGGUUGAAAUCUGUGGAAAUACUGAUUUAGUGAGAGUAUUCUUGAAUAUGGUACUUCUGUUUGGUAAUAAGCAUUCCAGCGCUUUGAUGUAGUGCCGUUUUGUCAACUUAUACUAGACGAGUUUUGGGGUGUAAUCUUAACAGAAAUGCUUUUUAUUUCGCUGUUUACUUUUCAUUUUAUUGUUGCUUAUUUCUCUGUUGAUUGGUCUUUCGAAUAUUGUGCCUGUCAGUUCAUCUUUCUUUAUUUUCCAUGCUAAUGGUUUAGUUUUGGAAUCUAACACAUUGGACAAACUGUUAGGCAGCACUACUUGUAUUUGUGUUGUAACAUUUGUCAUGGUUAUGUGUUGCGGAAUUCUGUGUGAGUUCUGAAUGUUAAUAGGCAUUUCAAUUUGUCUUGUAAUGCUUUUUUGGAGCUGAAUUCCUGUGUCGCAUGUCUCACCAUGAUUUUAAUCAGUUAUUGAAUAUACAUUUUUAAUAAGCUG